Messenger RNA from Pyricularia pennisetigena, 1596 nucleotides. RefSeq lists its product as uncharacterized. Lineage: Eukaryota; Fungi; Ascomycota; Sordariomycetes; Magnaporthales; Pyriculariaceae. The transcript has a single exon. Bases 1 to 1596 code for a protein of 531 amino acids. The record is from RefSeq and is a predicted model, not a curated record.
AUGCCUCCCAAGUUCAACGACUCGUGGUACUACCCCGACGACAUCGCCCACGACCUCGACGGGGUCGAGGGCCUGUCGGAAGCGUUGAAGCAAGAGGCCUACGCCUGCGCGUGGGAGUACACACGAUGUGUGAUCCCUCAGUACACCAACUGGGACCGCUACGUCGCCUUCAUGCGCACCAUCAUCAUCGGCAUCAUCGCGGAGUUCCGCGGGGAGCUCGUCGACGUGGCAGGCAGCGACUCCAUCAUGGGCUGCUACUCGCUCAGCGCGGUGCUGGACGCGCUGUUCGAGGGCACGCCCGGGCACGCCCUCAUGGUGCGCGAGUACAAGACCUUCCUGCUGGUGACGUCGGAGAAGACGAGCAAGCGCCGCGACAGCGAGCUGUUUCGGCGCUACGUCAACGGGCUGGCGGCGUCGCCGCGGCACUGGUUCCGCAUGCGCGACUGCGACGCCCUGGCGCGCUUCUCGCUGGCGGCGGCGCUGGCCUGCAACGACGUUUACGACGUCUUCCCCACCGACGACCAGUUCGAGCUGCUGACCGAGAUAGGCGACACCCUCUACGACGCCGUCGCCUUUUACAAGCACCGCAGCGAGGGCGAGACCAACAACACCUUCGCCUACGUGCCUGCCGACAUGCGCAUCCAGGCCUUUCGCGUCGCCCGCGAGAUGCUCUGGGCUUUGGACGUUGCCUAUGCCCGCAAGCCCGGGGGCGCCGUCCUCAUGAACUUUAUCCGCUUCUUCGGCGGUCCCAUCCACAUGAUGAUGCGCAGAUACCGCUUCGUCGAGGAGGACCUGACCAUUGGCAAGCCAGAGACCGCCGCGGUCGUCGCGCAGACGCGCCGCAACUUCAAGCUGUGGAACCGCGUGGACGCCCAGGGCAGCGUGGCUAGUCAGAGCAGCAGUGACGGCAACGACCACAACAACAAUAACAACAACAACAGCAGCAGCAGCAGCAGCCGCAGCAGUAGCGUCAGCAGCAGCGGAGUGAGCGACGCCGGUUCAACCCAUAGCAGCGGCGCUGACAGCAACACCACCAGCAUCGAGCCCGACAAACAAGACCAGCAAGGCCAGCAAGACCAGCAAGACCAGCAAGACGUCGCUGCCGAGGCGCCAGGGGCCGAGAGGUUCCGCAGCCUAAUGGCGCGGAGCGAGGAGCUCAUGUUCUCGGAGCUGCCGACGUACCUGACUCGGUCCGGCGAGCCGCACUGCAACCGAUGCCACUACCGGUCGUCGUACGGGGCGCAACGCCUGCACCGCUUCGGCGGCGUCGAACUGUGCCGCGGCUGCCGGGCCAUGUGGCGUGGCUACGUCGACUCCCUGCCCGAGCGCGUCCAAGAGAGCUUCCCCGACGUUGUGCUCAAGGCGCCGCCCCCGCCGUCUUCUUCGUGCCGUGUCGCCACUGCUGGCGAGGUUGACGCCGCUUCUAGCCGUAGAAGCAAGCGACUGCGCGAGGAUCUGACCGCCGCGGGCGAGUACAUCGCAGUGGCGGGGACGGCGGGGGAGGAUGACGUGCCCCGGUCCGUUGAGGUUGUCAUGGAUAUUCCGGAGGCUGAGGGAGCCCUCCACGAUAUGAGGUCGGCUGUGGCGGUUUUUUGA